Mucor velutinosus is the source of this 1293-nucleotide messenger RNA. RefSeq lists its product as uncharacterized. The record is from RefSeq and is a predicted model, not a curated record. Gene Ontology annotation, cellular component: protein phosphatase type 2A complex; cytosol. Lineage: Eukaryota; Fungi; Mucoromycota; Mucoromycetes; Mucorales; Mucoraceae. The transcript has 9 exons. Gene Ontology annotation, molecular function: protein binding; protein phosphatase regulator activity. Bases 1 to 1293 code for a protein of 430 amino acids.
AUGUCUGAAGAACACAACUGGAAAUUUGCUCAGUGCUUUGGUGACAAGGGUGACUCUGAUGAUAUUACGGAUGCUGACAUCAUCUCAACUGUUGAAUUUGAUCAAACUGGUGAUUACCUUGCUACAGGUGACAAAGGUGGACGCGUUGUUUUAUUCGAGAGAAAUGAGAGCAAAAAGAACUGCGAGUAUCGUUUCUACACCGAAUUCCAAUCCCAUGAAGCAGAAUUUGACUAUUUGAAGAGUUUGGAGAUUGAGGAAAAGAUCAACAAGAUCAAAUGGUGCAAAAGACAGAAUUCAGCCCACUUUCUAUUAUCCACCAACGACAAAACCAUCAAGUUGUGGAAAGUGUUUGAUAAAUCUCUCAAGCUGGUGACUGAAAACAGUAUCGCUCCAAACAACACUCCUGUCAAUACCCUUCGUUUACCAAAAUUGACUCAUCACGAUACCAUUGUCGCUGCUGUUCCCAGAAAAGUCUAUGCGAACGCACACACCUAUCACAUCAACUCUAUAUCCAUCAAUUCUGAUGGCGAGACAUACAUUUCCGCUGAUGAUUUGAGAGUGAACCUUUGGAAUUUGGAUGUUUCAGAUCAAAGUUUCAACAUUGUGGAUAUCAAACCUGCCAACAUGGAGGAGUUGACCGAAGUAAUUACAGCUGCUGAAUUCCAUCCUGAGCAAUGUAAUGUCUUUAUGUACAGUUCUAGUAAGGGCACUAUCAAAUUGAGUGAUAUGAGAGAAUCUGCAUUGUGCGAUCAGCAUGCUAAAGUCUUUGAGGAAGCUGAAGAUCCUGCCCACCGUUCAUUCUUUUCUGAGAUCAUCUCUUCUGUUUCUGAUAUCAACUUUAGUCAUGAUGGUCGAUACAUUCUUUCAAGAGACUACUUGACAUUGAAGAUUUGGGACAUCAACAUGGACAAUAAGCCUGUGCAAACCAUCAACAUCCACGAUCAAUUGAGAGCAAGAUUAUGUGAUUUAUACGAGAAUGAUUGCAUCUUUGACAAAUUUGAAUGUACUUUUAGCGGUGAUGACAGUCAUGUUAUGACAGGUUCCUACAACAACAUGUUCCACUUGUAUGAUCGUGAGGGCAAAACCGAUAUCGCUCUUCAAGCAGACAAGAGUGCAUUCAGAUCCAAGCGCCUCGGUUCUUCAAAGAACAAGAUGUCUAUGGCAAGAAACUCAAACCCCAAUGCUGAUAAUAUGGACUUCAACAAAAAGAUCUUGCAUUCUUCUUGGCACCCACAAGAAAAUACCAUUGCUAUUGCUGCAACCAAUAAUUUGUUUAUCUUUACGGAGCAAUAA